AUGGUAACGAUAUUACCACCACCACCGCCGUCGCCGCCGCCGCCGCAGCUGUCAGACGUGCACCUGUGCCCGCGCAAGUCGCACACCUUCCCGCUAGCAACAGACGUCGACCGCGACGGCGCGGUAGACGUCAAUGGGCAGCACUUCAAGCUGGCGCCGUACCCACUGCACGCGAGCUUCGCGGGCCGCACGGCCAUGUCAACAAAGAAGGGGCCGGGCGAGGAGCCGUGGCGGAGCAAGGAGCGGGUCUGUGGGUGGCUUGUUUACAUCCUCUACCUCAUCACUACCGCCGUGGGCUGCGUCGGCUGCUGUCUCGUGUGCAAGCGGCCGGAGCGGAAGAAGUCAGCGCAGCAGACCGUCGAGAGACUGCGAGUGAGGCAGGUCCAGCUCGUGCCCAAAGUCCAGCGGCGAGCCGAGCCCCAGCCCCAGGGCUACUAUGUUCCCGAGCCGAACCGGGCUAGCCAGGAAAAGCCCCGGCCAGUGUAUGCUCGAAAGUAG
This is a messenger RNA of Lasiosphaeria miniovina, 498 nucleotides long. RefSeq lists its product as uncharacterized. The coding region runs from base 1 to 498 and encodes 165 amino acids. Lineage: Eukaryota; Fungi; Ascomycota; Sordariomycetes; Sordariales; Lasiosphaeriaceae. The transcript is spliced from 4 exons. The record is from RefSeq and is a predicted model, not a curated record.